Zea mays is the source of this 1083-nucleotide messenger RNA. RefSeq names its product probable ion channel CASTOR. The record is from RefSeq and is a predicted model, not a curated record. The coding region runs from base 1 to 1068 and encodes 355 amino acids. Gene Ontology annotation, biological process: monoatomic ion transport. The transcript is spliced from 6 exons. NCBI's taxonomy places the organism in Eukaryota, Viridiplantae, Streptophyta, Magnoliopsida, Poales, Poaceae.
AUGGCCAACACAGCCACUUCCAUCACCAGCGCUCUCAGCCCACCCACCGCCAGCCCGAUAAGAGCGCCGCCCCCAGUUCAGCGUGUCGCCCCCAGUUCAGCACUCCGCCGCCUGUUCAGCGCGCCGCUGCCGCCAGAUCAGCUCGCCGCCGCCGCCAGAUCAGGGUGCCACGGUGUGCGAGUCCAUGCUAUUGGGGGCAAGAGGACCUACUGCCCUGUCAAGGAUUGCUCGGCGAAGAUGCUGGUGGACAACGACAAUGACUUCGCUGAGUCAGAGUGCCCGAGCUGUGCUUGCGCUGUGGCACGCCGGCGUUACCUGCACCGAGUACAGGAACAGAAGGGGGGCAGGGGCAUCGAGGACAUGAUGCUGCUUGAGAUGGCUAAGGGGAAGAAUUGGAAGCGGUGCCCCAAGUGUGAGUUCUUCGUGGAGAAGCGUGAUGGCUGUCUGCACGUCACUUGCAGGGUCAACUUUUCUUAUCUCCAGAACAAUUGGACAUUGGUUGUUGAUUUCCAGGUACUUGAUGCUUUCCUUGCGCCAGGAUCAGGGUUGUGGAUGUUUAAUGAUGUCCCUGAGGUUGACAGAGAAAGAAAGCUAAUUGAUGGAGGUUUGGACUUCAGUCGCCUCGAUAAUAUUACUUUGGUGCAUCGUGAGGGAAAUGCUGUUAUUCGCCAUCACUUGGAGAGCCUUCCUUUAGAAUCAUUCGAUUCUAUCCUGAUUUUGGCAGAUGAAUCUGUAGAAGAUUCAGCAAUCCAAGCUGAGUCGAGGUCACUUGCAACUUUGCUGCUGAUAAGAGAUAUUCAGGCAAAACGUCUUACAUGCAAGGAAUCAUUGAUUUCACAUGUUCCCCGAGGGACCUUUUCUGAAGGUUCUUGGAUAGGGGAGAUGCAACAAGCAUCUGAUAAAUAUGUCAUAAUCAGUGAAAUUUUGGACCCCAGGACAAAAAAUUUGUUGUCAGUGUCAAAAAUUAGUGACUACGUUCUUUCAAAUGAAUUAGUGAGCAUGGCAUUGGCAAUGGUCGCAGAAGAUCGGCAGAUAAAUAAUGUCUUGGAGGAGCUCUUCGCUGAAUAAGUAUAAUUCUCAAAG